This is a messenger RNA of Liolophura sinensis, 1854 nucleotides long. Its product is annotated as peroxidasin-like. Gene Ontology annotation, biological process: response to oxidative stress. The transcript has 10 exons. Bases 1 to 1785 code for a protein of 594 amino acids. NCBI's taxonomy places the organism in Eukaryota, Metazoa, Mollusca, Polyplacophora, Chitonida, Chitonidae. The record is from RefSeq and is a predicted model, not a curated record. Gene Ontology annotation, molecular function: heme binding; peroxidase activity.
AUGUGGAAAUUCCUUAUACCGUUAAUAACAGUCUCCAGUCUCACAACCCCAUCCAUCGCCGUGUUGCCAAAUGUCGUUAACCUUGAGAUCGCUUCUGUAAUCAGGACCGCCAUUGCCAGAGUGAACAAAGAAAAUGCUGUGAUGGAAUCGAGGCAUUUCACAGGUAUCGAUAAAGAUGUGACGGAUUUCCAGACAGCCGAGCCGAUUCUUUUUUCCGAGAGUCCAUUAGACGUUCACGAGAUCGAGCAGGAAAGCCGGGCAAUCAACUGGAUAGCCAGCGAAAUAAAUUCCAGAGGUUUGCCAUUCACCCCGGUUGAAGUUAUCCGGCACCCAGAUGCCGUGGCUUUGAACAUCAGCUGUCCUUUCAAGACACCUUUAAACUGCUCCGUCUCCAAGUACCGAACGAUUGACGGGUCUUGUAACAACCUAAAUAACCCACUCCUGGGGAUGGGCUUCACACCCUUCCCCAGAGAGUUACCUGCGGAUUAUGAACAAGGUCCCGCCGGUUUACGAGAGUUGCCGAGGACCACGUCACGUGAUGGUUCACAGCUACCCGGCGCACGUGAGAUUAGCAUGCGGUUUCAUCAUCUGAAUAAGACAGCACGUUACGAUUCUCACCUGACCUUCAUGUUUGCAAUUUGGGGUCAGUUCAUCGCCCACGACGUUACAGACCGCGCACCUGGGAAAGGGGACGACCGCGUGACUGUCUAUGCCGGUUUGACAGGGAUGGAGACGCUCUGGUUUCGGGAGCACAAUCGUUUAGCCCGUCUUCUCGCUGAGGAAAAUCCUAAAUGGGACGACGAGACGUUGUACCAGGAGGCUCGGAGGCUAGUCAUAGCCCUGAUCCAACACGUGACAUACAGCGAGUGGCUCCCUCUAUCGCUAGGCUCCGAUGUUAUGAACCAGUAUCAGCUCCACCUAUCGGACGAAGGCUACUUCACCGGGUAUGACCCUUCCGUCGAUCCGUCCACAACUAACGAAGUGGCCACGGCUGCUUUUCGUUUCGGACACUCGCUCAUGCGAUCAAACUUUAACCUGGUUGACAAACUCUACCAGCCAGCGGACGGACCGCCACUUCGGUUGGAGGAUAUGUUCUUCAAGUCCAACAUCUAUCUGAUGCAUGAACAACAGUUUAUGCGGGGAACACUUGUUGAUGCCAGUAAGGAUGUGAGUCGUAUUGUGACGAACGCUCUUGUCAACAACCUCUACCAGACCAGAUACGGAAACGGAUUCGAUCUGCCCGCAUUCAACAUUCAGCGGGGAAGAGACCAUGGGCUGUCACCUUACAAUGAUUUUAGAGAUUUAUUCGGACUGACCGUGGCAUCAGAAUUCUCCACGAAUUCGUCUAGUGGUUUUUCAGAUAUGUCUCCACACACGGUGGAAAUACUACAGCAAAUUUACUCUGAUCCAGAUGACGUGGACGUUUGGACAGGUGGCGUAUCGGAGCGCCCUCUACCUGGUGCGGCAGUUGGUCCUCUUUUCGCCAAUAUGCUGGGAUGGCAGUUUUUUAAAUAUCGAUAUGGAGACAGGUUUUGGUAUGAGACGAAUGCCACACCACAGGCCUUCACUUUAGAACAACUCUCUGAAAUCAGGAACGCCACGCUCGCACAUUUACUCUGCCGGAAUCUGGAGCUGGACACUAUCCAACCCCGUGUGUUCGAGAAACACACAGCCCCUGGGGAACUAACCGUGAAGGCGAAUUGGUGGAAGAAGCUCUGGAAGAGUCUGAAAAUGGUGAAAACGAAUCGUCAAUACACGCUUCGGAAAGCGAAGAAAUUGAGGUGAUUGGAGAAAACGAAGAACAGCAAUAACGGACACAUCUUGCAGCUAUAUAUGUACAUGUACGUAAUGAGA